Molecule: messenger RNA, 1618 nt
Organism: Purpureocillium takamizusanense
Lineage: Eukaryota; Fungi; Ascomycota; Sordariomycetes; Hypocreales; Ophiocordycipitaceae
Exons: 4
Coding region: 237-1442 (401 amino acids)
Cellular component (GO): periplasmic space
Molecular function (GO): lyase activity
Source: RefSeq, a predicted model, not a curated record
CGAGUGCCGACCUAUUUGCUGCCGCACAGAGUCAAUGCAAGCGAAGAGAUGUCUCGUCUGAGUGAACACGGACAAGGACCGGGCUAGGAGCCCGGCUCGCAUGCGAGAGAGACGACUGACAGUGAGCGUGGUAGCGCAGUAGCGUAGUGUCAUCAAGAAUCCAAGACUCUGUAUCUCUGAGGCCUGGCGUGGGCGUCUCGGGCACCUUCCAAGCAAACACCAGACGCUAGGUCAUCAUGAAGUUAUCCAUGAGCCUCCCAGCCCUCGCGGCCAUCACGUCCAUGGCGACCGUCCAAGCCGCACCGCAGCCCAACAUCCCCCCUCCCACCAAGACCGUCGAAGCCGACGAUACAGCGAAGCGCGCCGUCUUCAAACACCCGGGCAUAUUCGUCGACCAGGCGCGCCUCGACCUCAUGGCGUCCAAGGUCGGCAACGCAGAGCAGCCGUGGGCGGCCGCCUACGCCGCCCUGGAGAAGCACGAGUUCGCCACGCGGGCCAAGCCGACGCCGUACCCGACGGUCGAGUGCGGGCCGUACUCGACGCCCGACGUCGGGUGUCGCGACGAGAGGGCCGACGCCAUGGCCGCGUACGCCAACGCCCUCAUGUGGGCGGCCACCGGGGACAGGGCCAGGGCCGACCGCGCCAUCGGCUUCAUGAACGCCUGGGCGCAGACGGUCAAGGCGCACACCAACUCCAACGCGCCCCUGCAGGCGGCGUGGGCGGCGGCGGACUGGGUGCGCGCGGGGGAGAUCAUACGGUACACCGACGCGGGGUGGAAGAGCGCCGACGUGGCUGCCUUUGGGGACAUGCUUCGGAAGGUGUAUCUCCCCUUGGUGAAGAACGGGUCCAGGAAUCCCAACAACUGGGAGCUCGUCUUGAACGAGGCCGCCAUCGGCAUUGCAGUCUUCCUCGACGACAAGGCCACGUACGAUGCCACCAUGAAGCGCUUCCUCAGGAGCGCAGCGCAAUAUUUCUAUCUCAAGACAGACGGACCACGCCCCGUCAAGCCCGCAGGCAUGACCGACGAGAAGCAAAACUGGUGGUGGGAUGGGCAAAUCGCACGCGGGCUCGAGGACGGCAUCGCCAUGGAGAUCUGCCGAGACCUCACCCACACGGGGUACGGCAUCGCGUCUGUCUCGCACAUCAUCGAGACGUCCAAGAUCCAGGGGCGCGACCUCUACAAGGAAGAGGUCGGCACGCGCCUGCGGUACGCGCUCGAGUUCCAGACAAAGUACGACCCCAACGGCGGGGCCGCCCCGGUGCCGUCGUGGCUCUGCGGCGGGAAGCUCGCGCUCCACCUCGAGGACGUGACGGAGCCGGGCUGGAACGCCAUGGGCCGCGAGUUCGACAUGCCGUGGUCGGGCGGCUUUACCAUGAAGCACAGGCCGGCGGGCGCGAAUACUCUGUUUGUGGGCUGGGAGACUCUGACCCAUGCCCAGUGACGUUGGCAACGUGAACAUGAUGCCCGUGCUGGUUGCGUUGAGUACAUAUAAAUGGGGUAAUGCCUUUGCUGCAUAGGACCAUGGUUGAGACAUACACGCGGCGCAUUGGCAGUUGUAUACUCGUCUUAAAGCACCGGGACUUGUUCUGGGGAACCUCCGAGAGUUGAGGCGAAGCG